AAAGUUAAUGUAAUAGUUGAUCUUUUAGGAUCAUAUCUGGCCAGGGUCAGUGGAAGCACAUUGUGCGCGUAAAUCUUACGGACUACACGUAUUUAAAAUCCAUCUACUAAGACGAUCCGAAAGAUGGUAAUUAACAAUGUUAUUAAAACGUUGUGUCGCGUUUCACAACAAGGCAUAGUAUUGACUUGCAGACGUGUACACAAUGGAAACGGCCGGUUUUACACUAAAAAGCAUGAGUGGGUGAAGGUCGAUGACGGUAUCGGUACUAUUGGAAUAUCAAAAUUUGCGCAGGAAUCACUUGGUGAAGUGGUAUUUGCACAACUACCAGAUGUAGGAAACAACAUAACUUGUGGCGAUGAGUGUGGUGCCUUAGAAAGCGUUAAAGCAGCUGGGGAGGUGUACUCGCCUGUUUCUGGUAUCGUAACUGAAAAGAAUAGUGCUGUUGAAUCAAGUCCAGCUCUAAUUAACAAAUCUUGCUAUGAAGAAGGUUGGCUAUUCAAACUGAAACUAAGCAAACCCGAAGAAGUGGAACAGUUAAUGGACCAAACCUCUUACGACACGUACCUUGAAGACCUUCAGUAAACAAACAUGUCACAAUGUUAUAAAUAAUAUUUAAACUUAAGUACACUAGAUCGUAAACACGAUACAAAUGUUAGUAUAUUGUCGUAGCAUUAGGUAUAUCGAAAUUUAUAUAUUAUGUAGAUUACAAAAUACCUUAAGAUUUCUACACCUUUAUUAAGGCAUAUAAAUUACUUACGAAAUUUUCUCAUGUAUAAGACAACUUUUAUUGAUAUGGGAAGUAUCGAGACAUUGCAAUAAGUGUGCCCUAAGAUGGUGAAUAGUUCUAAACCUUGAAGUGAUUGAUUCGAACCCUAGUAAUAGAAAUCGUCAUUUUAUUUCUCUUCCAUUGUUAUUAACAAUUGUAAUUUGUAAUAUUGAAUUUGAAUGUUAUUGAAAUUGAAAUUGACGGAUUGUCAGGUAUAGACUGAUCAGUCUGAAGUGAUCACUUCAGAUCGCAAAAUCUCAGCCAAAAUAAAUAUAAAAGGAAAAACAAAAACUUCUAGUGCUAACGGAAGUAUAAUUAAAUAUAAUUAUAUUGGGUCCCAGUAAAUUUUAUGAGUGAAAAUAAACAUUUUUUUAAUA
Messenger RNA from Pieris rapae (cabbage white), 1143 nucleotides. RefSeq names its product glycine cleavage system H protein. Gene Ontology annotation, biological process: protein lipoylation; glycine decarboxylation via glycine cleavage system. The transcript has 5 exons. The coding region runs from base 124 to 582 and encodes 152 amino acids. Gene Ontology annotation, cellular component: cytoplasm; glycine cleavage complex; mitochondrion. NCBI's taxonomy places the organism in Eukaryota, Metazoa, Arthropoda, Insecta, Lepidoptera, Pieridae. The record is from RefSeq and is a predicted model, not a curated record.